CGUCAUGGGCACGUUGUCUCCUUCUCCAACCGAGCCCCAAUUACAUACAUUGGAUAUGUUUGAUUUAAUAUCCCGCUCGUUCUGCUCGGAAACCAUAAAAAAUCAACUGAAAUCACUAAACGUUCGCAAUGCGGAGAUCAGAAUAAUCCUUCCGCAACACCCUGAAAUCCAUAUCAGUGUAGGCUCUAUGUCCGCGGUCCUUGAACGUUCUGCAGCUAAUGUAAGGAUUAUUGAUAGAAGUCGAGAGAACUCGGAUGAAAAAACGUUUGAUAUUACUUCUGGAUGCUUGAAUUUCACAGAGAGGGACUAUCUACUUCAUUUCGAGGAUGUUAUUAUUAAUCCAAGAAUCAAUGUUUCUUGCCAUACUUGGGAUGAAAGGUUUAAUGCUGAAAAUUUGCUAAAUGGCUUCAUUAUUCAAGAAUUGGAUUGCCAGUUCCACACGUGGAACAAAGACCUCCAAACCGCGUUGAACAAUGCUAGAAGCCUAAAGUUUUUCGUGCUUUUUUCAUCAUAUUCUACACACCAUCAAGCUUUUAGUAUGAACUUUGAAAGGUUAUCAGUUACAUUCUGGAGUGACAAUCUCAAUCUCAAUACUUUAUUGAUUUCAUCAAGCCCAAUUAUUGAAAUUCUAGGAAGAGAUAUCAAAGAAAAUGACAUAAACUUGUUCAUAAAGCAUUGGAUGCUCGGAAUUCUCAACUAUAAUCUGAAAUACUUGAACAUAGUGAAAGUAAAUCAGAAUUUGAAUGAAGAAGCAAUUCGCAUGGGGAUUCGAUGCGAGCAAAAGCCAAAAACCCUGAAAAGGAUUUUCAAGUUCAAGGAUCGAUAUCUGAGAACAAAAAAUGUUUACGGUGGCUAUGAUAUUCAAAGAAACGACGGAGUUCGAGCGACGAUUUCUCAUUCACUUGGAAAUUUUCAUUUCAUGGUUUGGGACUAAAACGUGUGUUGUUGGCGAAUAAAAGUUUAUGCAUA
Molecule: messenger RNA, 969 nt
Organism: Caenorhabditis elegans
Lineage: Eukaryota; Metazoa; Nematoda; Chromadorea; Rhabditida; Rhabditidae
Gene: fbxb-119
Product: F-box associated domain-containing protein
Exons: 3
Coding region: 5-934 (309 amino acids)
Source: RefSeq, marked reviewed